UGCAGAGUACUUCAUAUCUGGACCGCGAAUUACCGGCUACCGGCUCCUUAACCCUGCACAAUGUCAAUUGCGAGUAUGGCGUUGUUGUCUUGCAGUCUUCGCUAGCUUAACAGCAGCGACUAACAUCCUGUACGGGACUUGCACGUGGCUGGAAGCGUGCAAAUAACUGAUAGUGUUCCCAUAACAUGCGGCACAGCUGGUGGCCCAACCGCGCCUCCCAGGUAAGCGCGCGCCAGAAAGAGCGGGAUUCCAUGCACGCCAUCUCUUGGUCAGUCUCAACACGCAAGCGAUUUGGGCAUCGCAUCUCUGGGAGAGUCUGAUGUGGGUACUGCGGCUAUGUCCAAGUACCGGGGGCUCCGCUUCUAGGUAGGGGAUUGACUUUCUCAUUCUGAUGACUUUUCAUCCACAAUGAUGAGGUUGAAGCUGCAAAUGUUCGCCACAACUUUUCUCAUCACUGCACUUUUGUUGACACUGAUCGAUUUGCGCGAAAUCAAGUCAUCUCGUGUUGCUGGCUUCCGCGUAGCUCCUGGAAAGGAUGCCAUGGUAUCAGACAAUCCUUACGUUUCAUUCAGCAAUAUACAGGUUGGAAGAACCACGACCACUAGUCCAGAAGCUUCAGUUACGAGUGACAGCUCGACGUCGCCCAGACAUGCGACAGAGCACGCGGUAGCCUCGGGCCCGGCUUAUACAUCGUCAAGGUUGGAUCAAGUCGUGGUCAUUGGACGCUCAAGUGGACAAGACACUUCAUGGGUGGAUCAACUCGAAACUCAUGAAGCCAACGUGUAUCUAACGUACAUCCUGGACAACUAUCACAACCUACCUUCGACCAUCGCAUCCGUACACGCACACGGGAAAGGCUACCUACAAGCCUGGCAUACCGAUGCAGAGGAUAACUCACACGUGCGCAGUCUACAGCAACUCAACGUUGAGUUUGUCAGCCGCAAUGGCUAUGCCAAUCUUCGAUGUAUCGCCAUCCCUGGGUGUCCUGAUGAGGUGCAACCAUUCCGCGAGCCAUACGAAGAAGAUCGUAAACACGAGCAUGCCUUGCCUGAAGUAUGGAGGUACAUAUUUGAAAACGACGACGUGCCUCAUGUUGUUUCAACACCAUGCUGUGCUCAGCUUACUGUGUCCAAGGAUCAGGUUCUUGAACGACCCUUGACCUUUUACAUGCGUGCUCAUCAAUGGCUGAUGGGUACAUCUCUUGAUGAUGAUGAUGAUGAUGAUGAUGAUGAUGAUGAUACGAAUGGCAGAGUGUUUGAAUAUCUCUGGCAUGUUAUAUUCGGACAAGCAGCCGUGUACUGUCCUGGUCUCCAACAGUGUUACAAAGAUGUGUACAACAAAUGA
Aureobasidium subglaciale EXF-2481 is the source of this 1344-nucleotide messenger RNA. RefSeq lists its product as uncharacterized. Lineage: Eukaryota; Fungi; Ascomycota; Dothideomycetes; Dothideales; Saccotheciaceae. The record is from RefSeq and is a predicted model, not a curated record. The coding region runs from base 409 to 1344 and encodes 311 amino acids. The transcript is spliced from 3 exons.